Rhagoletis pomonella (apple maggot) is the source of this 564-nucleotide messenger RNA. RefSeq names its product hematopoietically-expressed homeobox protein HHEX-like. Gene Ontology annotation, biological process: cell differentiation; regulation of transcription by RNA polymerase II. Lineage: Eukaryota; Metazoa; Arthropoda; Insecta; Diptera; Tephritidae. Bases 1 to 564 code for a protein of 187 amino acids. The record is from RefSeq and is a predicted model, not a curated record. The transcript has 2 exons. Gene Ontology annotation, molecular function: DNA-binding transcription factor activity, RNA polymerase II-specific; RNA polymerase II cis-regulatory region sequence-specific DNA binding.
AUGGACGUAUCUGAGCAAACAGGAGAGUCCAGUAAAACAACUGAAGAACCUGUGAGAAAUGUAGCGCCAUCAUUAGUAAUAUGUAGCAAUUUAGAUUGUAGUGAUGAUCCCGGCUUCCCGAACGGCGCCGCUGCUGCUGCACUCUAUUGCAAUGCUGCCUAUGCCGGCUUUUAUAUGCCCAACUUCGGUGUUAAGCGGAAAGGUGGUCAAAUUCGUUUCACCUCUCAGCAGACAAAAAAUCUCGAAAAUCGUUUCGCCAGCUCAAAGUAUCUCUCACCUGAAGAACGUCGCCAUCUGGCACUGCAACUCAAACUUUCCGAUCGUCAAGUGAAAACGUGGUUUCAAAAUCGUCGCGCUAAAUGGCGACGUUCCAAUCAAAGCAAGCGUGCACCUCACUCACACCUGUUGAGCCAGGCAUUGAGUGGCGGUGCGCCUGGUGUUGUGGAUAGCAGUGGUACUGCUGUUGCUGCACCGCAUAGCUGUAGUCGAGGCAAUGGCAUCUUGUCUGAGGAGGACGAUGAUGAUAUUGAUGAUGUGGAAGAUAGCGAUGAGGAGAAGGAAUAA